UGCGCGUCCUGGGCCAACUUCGAGUUUAUUCAUUUUGCCUUUGCCCAUUUUCAAGCGAAUAAGCGGGCCUGUCUCCUGCCGUGGCGCUUCGAGCAGCUGGAGGACAAAGACACCAAAGCCCGAAAAAUCCAAUCCAAUCCAACAUGGCGGCUAGUGGUGAAUGAAGUUUUGUUAUGAGCAGUAUGCACUGAAUUUACCAUUCCACGAUGUGGCUAAGAUGAUUUGAAUAGUGUACAUAGGUUGCGGACACACAAAAGAAACGAAACAUGACCGAUUUACUCAGGUCGGCGUUAGGCUAUUUUGCCAACACCAACGUGAAAGAGGAUCAUGAAUUCGUAGGGCAAGUAGUGGAGCUUGGACAGCAGAAAUUGCGUGUGAAAAGAGUCAUGGCUGAAGGUGGAUUUGGCUUUGUCUUCGCUGCACAGGACUUAUCAUCGAAUAGAGAGUAUGCUCUCAAACGCAUGUUUGCCGGUGACGAAGAUGCUAGCAAAGCCAUCCUUCAGGAAAUCAACGUUCUUAAAAAGCUUUCGGGACACCCCAAUAUCAUAGAAUUCUGUGCAGCUGCAGCUAUCGAAAAAAGUCAGUCUAGCCAUGGAAAGGCAGAAUAUCUUCUCCUCACCGAGCUUUGUCCAGGCGGCCCUCUGGUGGAUGUUAUGCAACAAAAAACUACACCACUUUCGCUAGAGCAAGUGGUUAAAACUUUCUAUCAGACCUGCUACGCCGUGCAACAUAUGCACACACAAAACCCUCCUAUUAUACACAGAGACCUAAAGAUCGAGAACAUGUUGCUGAGUUCCGAGGGUACCAUCAAGUUGUGCGACUUCGGUAGUUCAACGACAAAGUCCUACCAUCCCGACAACUACUGGACAGCGAUUCAACGGAGUCUCAUCGAGGAUGAAAUUUGUAAAAACACCACUCCCAUGUACAGGCCGCCCGAAGUGUUGGACACAUACAAUAACUAUCCCAUCAAUGAAGCCAUGGACAUUUGGGCUCUGGGCUGUGUGCUGUUUGUGCUCUGUUUCCGAGAACACCCUUUCCCAGAUUCAUCGAAGCUGCGUAUUUUGAGUGCAAAAUAUCAAAUACCGGCAGGCAAUACACAGUACGAAUUACUGCAUGACCUCAUUAAUGGCAUGCUGCAGAUCAACCCGACAUCACGGCCUACCAUUAAUGAUGUGGUUGAAAGGCUACAGGAAAUCGGUGAGGCAAAGGGAAUACGAUUGUCCGCUCCCCUUGGCCUAUCUCGAGCUCCUCCAGUCGAUCUUGCCACUGGCCCUGCAGGUAAGAGGUCAGAGGACACUACUACAACUUCACCAGCGAGUGUACGAAAUUCAUCACCAGCCCCUGAGGCAGUGCAGCAGCAGCACUACGGCGGCCCUUCUGCAGCUAUUCCUAACUCUGUAGAAGGGGGAGGAAGUUGGGGCUCCGGUGGGGCAGGUCUCCUGACGUCUCUCCGAGGGGGCGCUGGAAGCCUGCUCAAAAAGUUGGGAGACACCUCGUCAAAGGUUAUGCAAAUGGCACAACAGUCCAUGGGAAAGUCAGAUCUCGACUUCAACUACAUCACCAGCCGUAUUGCUGUGAUGUCCUACCCAGCCGAAGGUUUGGAAUCGGCUUAUCGCAACCACGUCGAAGAUGUGAGAGCUCUGUUGGACACUCGGCACAAGGGACACUAUGCAAUCUACAACGUGUCGGGCCGGGCGUACUCCUCGGCCAAGUUCGACUGCAAGGUCACGGAACGUGGUUGGGUGGCCCGUAAGGCCCCUCCGCUUCACGUGCUUGUCUCUCUCUGCCGUUCGAUGUUGUCUUUCCUCAACCAAAGUCCGCGUAACAUCUGCGUCAUCCACUGUCUCGAUGGCAAGAUGUCAUCCGCUGUGCUUGUGUGUGCAUUCCUUGUCUUUUGUCACUUGUUUGACACUCCAGAAGAGGCGCUGCAGAUGUUUGCCGUCAGACGGUGUCCCGUUACGUUGUGCCCUUCGCAGUUUAGGUACAUUAACUACUUGUCACAAAUGGUAUCGAAAGAUAAUCCCACGUUACCGCACCGAUAUCCGCUACAGUUGGUGUCACUCUCGAUGAAGCCUGUACCCCUGUUUACGAAAUUAAGGGAUGGGUGCCGUCCUUUUGCUGAGGUCUGCGUGGGGGAAGAGAGGGUCCUGAGCACUUGCCAGGAGUACGACCGUAUCCCCCACCACAACUACGCUGAGAAGCAGGCAGCCAUUCCACUCUGUGUGAACGUUGCUGGCGAUGUUACCAUCGCUGUUUACCAUGCUCGGUCGUCAUUCGGAAAGGUCUCGCCUAUUAAGAUAUGCCAGAUUCAGCUCUACACUGGAUUUGUUGCUCCUGGCAAUAAAGUGCUAACCUUCUGCAAGCAUGAGAUGGACGGGAUCGAGGAAGUGGACCGCUACCCUGAGGGAUUCACGUUGCUUCUCGAAGUGCGACUCGGAGAUCAGCCGAGCCAGCGGCUCAGCAAUGGAACCUGGGCUGAUUUGGAGCACCUUGAGACGAAUGCUGCUGUUCUGUUUGCUAGUGAUGACGAAUUGGAAGCUUGUGUCAGCCACUUUUCACGCAAUGCGCCUCCACGUCCCCCACCUCCGGCGACACCAAGCAUGCCGAGCAGGGAAGCGUCACCAUUACCUUCAGAGCCGAGUGCAAGUCCGAGUCCUUCAGCUGAGAACCUCCUGAGCCAACAGAGGUCAAACACUUCCACCUCCAACGGAUCGGCACAGCCAUUCGUGCAACAGCCAAAAGAAGCAAAUCUCCUCAACCUGUCCAGUUUUUCCAUUGACGAUCAUGAGGAUCCUUCUCGUAACGCAGCGCCUGGUUCUACAGGGAAAACAGUUGAUGAUCUUCUCGGUUCCGGUACAACUGCUCCUCCUCUGGCAUCUAAUUUUGAUUUGCUGGUUAAUCCACAGGCAGCCCCCUUAAUCAGCGACCUGCCAGCUCAGCCCGCAGCCCCAUUUGACCCAUUCGCAGCAAGUGACUUGCCUUCAAUCAAUUUGCUGGAAGCUAAGACGCCUACUUCAGUGCCCGGUGCGAAGGGUGAUAUUUUUGAUCCCUUUGGUACAGCUGCUCCUUCAGGAAGUGCAUGGAGUGGAAGCAGCCUCAGUGCUGGCAACACGCCACAGCACAAACAGGGGUGCAUUCCGAGCAGCGUGUCGGCAUUCAAUGUCACCACAACAACAGCGUCCCUCGGUGGGAUGACCCCCGGAAGUUCUGGUGCUGCCAUGCAUGACCCUCUACCAGGUACAUUGUUUCCUGGUGGCACUUGGGUUCCCUUGGUUCCAGCGCCAGGAGCUGGAGGGGCUGGCCUUACUCGGAAUGCUUCCACUCCAAACUUGGAGGCUCUCUGCCGCAAGAAUGACCCCUUCGCUGACCUUGCAAACCUGACCGGCGGCUCGCCUGCACCAACAGGCAUGUCUGGCGCAACAGCCGGUUUUGGUUCAUGGCAGCCAAAGCAAGGGCCUCCUGGUGCAGCCUCUUUUCAACCUCAGGCCACCAAUAGUCCACAGCACAUGAGCAACAAAGCAGGGGCAGGUAACGGGCAGUGGGCUGGCACAGGGGUCCAAAAGCCCGUAGAAGCAGCAACGGCGACACCGCCUCGACCCAACUACAGUUCCUCGGCCACUCAGGGAGGCACUGCAGGCGUUUUCCAAGACAAGGCUCCUAAUUCAGGUGCCACAGGACAGAAGGCGAAGCUGACGGAGAACACUUUUGACGACCUGCUGGGUAGCCAAGGUUUCUCUUGUUUUAGUAAGAAAGAUACAGGGCCCAAGACAAUGGCUGAACUGCGCCGAGAGGAGAUGGCUAAGGAGAUGGAUCCCGUCCGGCUCAUGAUUUUGGAUUGGACGGCCAAUAAAGAGCGCAACAUCCGGGCACUGCUUUGUUCCCUGCAUACAGUGAUGUGGGAAGGAACACGCUGGAGUGAGGUAGGCAUGCACCAGCUCGUGUCUGCCGCCGACGUCAAGAAGAUGUAUCGCAAAGCUUGUCUUGCUGCUCAUCCUGACAAGCAAGUGGGCACAGAACAUGAAGAACUGGCCAAGCUCAUCUUCAUGGAACUCAAUGACGCAUGGAGUGAGUUUGAGAAACAGCAAGGACUCGCCUAGUCGCAUGACAUUUUUUUCCAAUUUGUGUCCUGCAACGCAGUGCUGUGUAUCCUCUCCACUUUCCUCCGAACACUUUAUCGUGUGUUUCUCAUACGCUACACGUUAACCCGCUUUGUCUUUUUUCUCCAUGACCUCCUAGCAUCUCUAGCCAUUUCUUCCUGUAGGAGAUGCAGUAUGACUAAGUCAUCAAUAUAAAAUGUAUACUUUUUUGGGAUGUGUAACCAGAACAAUCGGGAGCCUGUCGUUUGGUUACGAAAAGUAGCUCCAUAAAUAUAUAAUGCCUUUUCCGUGACUGUUCCCGUUUUCGUGUUACUAGUUCUGCGUCUAACCUUGCUGUUCUGGUUGCUAAAAUAUACGAGCUACUAUAUUUCAUUGUUGGGCCACGCAUCCAAGAAGAAAAAAAAAACGUUUUAUAUUCAGUGAAACGGUGAGCUGAAAGCUUUUUUUUAUUUAGCUUCUAUUUUAGGUGGUCUUCUAAUGCUGUCUAAUUGAGAAAAAUUUUCGAGCUUCUUUCUCACUUUUUGAGCGUAUCAUGAUGCCAUUAUAUCCGCGUUCACACCUCUCUGGAAAAUGAGUUGGUAUCCGACAGUUGCAGGUGGUUUCAGCGAAGGUUACAAUUUACAUCAGGUUGGAACGUUUGUUUACAGUUCUGCAUAUUGUCAUUAGGGUGUUCCUAGAUCAGUGUACAUAACGAGUUAUGUUCAUGAGGCCCAUUUUUCAUUGCACAAAGGUUGCUAUGUUUAGUCACUCUUCACGUUUAUAUAUCGAAGGUCCUUCUACACGUUCAACAAAAGCCCUUUGCAGUCAUGAAAGGGCGUCAGGAUGUGAAUAAUGUAAAUGUCACAAGAAAGAUCUGUUUCCUUGGCACCUGUCUGCGUCGCAUGUACGAGGACAAAAGAAGUGCGUCACUGUUCAGAGGUUGCUCCUGUGCAUUAUUCAAAUGCUCUGUCGAAUUGCAGGGGCAGUGUGAGGAGCUUGCUGUGAUAGCUGUAAAUUGAUUUCAGCAUUAGCCAGGCAGUGUACUUUUUCGACAAAAUAAGAAAUUUCUUGUCUUAUUGUUCACUGAGGCGUCCGUUUAACCUUUCACAAGCUCGGUGGUGUUGCCACAAGCUUGGCAUUUUGUGUUGUUUUUGUUACGCAAAUUGUUUGCUCAGAGUUCUUGCCAUGCCAACAGAUAGAGUUAAAGUAUGGUUUCCAGGAAAUGCACGCUUUCUUUCUUUCUUUUUAAAUAUACUUUUAUUAGACAUUCCAUUUUUUUUUUUUUUUUUUCUACGGUGGAAUACUCAUGGGUCGUUGUUUGCCUUCUGUGCUCAUUUCUUGUAUUCCAUAUGGAUUCAUAAUGCUAUGUUUGUUUGUACAUAAUAGUGGGUAAAACAGUUGGAGCGUUCUAGGAUAUUGUGUGUUGGAGUACACGUAAACAUACUCCUUGCUUGAUAGUGAUGGAAUUAUACUACCAUGAAAUUGUAUCCCAAGAGCCGCAUAUUUCAUAAAGUUGAGUUGUUACCGUUGUACAUAGUAUUUACUGCCCGAUGUCACUGCAGGUGCUUGCCUGCACUUAAUCAUAUUUUUUUGAAUGUACGCUAUACUAUAUAUAUUGGUUGUGGUUUGUUUGCAGUAAUUGUAGCAUAAACGUUCCACGAGAAAAAAACAUAUUCGAACUGGUGUGUAGUCUGGUCCAGUAAAGAUUUUCCUGAAAGCCAUCCCACACAAAGCAUCGUCUGCCGUUGCUUGCCAACGCAUUGGUCUAAGAAAGAACAGGUACUCGUGCCGGGUGCUGACACUAGCUGAUGAAGAUGUCCAAUGACCGGCCAGACUACAGUAAGCGCAUAAAUCUGGGCGACCUUCGCUAUGAAGUCCAUUUAUUUCACUGUACAUUGUUUCAACUCUGGAGUCAACAGACUACGAGAAAACUGAAGGCAGUUGUCUCUGAAUAUCAACAUCUUUAAAUUCAUGUUGGUACAAGUACUUACAAUUUUAAUCUUCUGAUGAUGUGUACUGCUACUACUACUACUACUAGAGCAUCAUUUUAGACUCUAGAACAUAGGCUGUUGCGCCAACAUUUGUUUCUUGCUCCAAAUGGCCGACCACCUUUGUAGCGUCACUUCUAUCCCGGCCGCGGGGGGUCCCCGAAAUCCACCAUUAAGAAUAAACGUUUAAGAAUAAAACAUUCAAGAAUAAUCCGCUUAAAAAAUACACGGUUACAAAUAUAUCUCCUAAAAUAAACCGCUUACUAUCCCCACUUAGAGAGCACCGUUUAAUGAUCCACCAUUAAAAAUAAACUGUUUCAAAAUCCCCUCACCAUCUAGCACGGAGGAGGUCUGAUUGCAAUUUAUGCCAGGUUAUAUCAUGUUAUGUUAGGUUAGUCUAGUUUGGUUUCGGUUAGUUUGGGAUAGUUUAGGCUAGUUUGGUCCUGUGAGGUUAGGUUAAGCCCCUUGCUUGCAGUUCACUUUGAUUUGGGCCAUACCACAUGACUCUAGCAACUGUAGGGUGGAUUUGGGGGGAUUCUGAAACAAUUUAUUUUUAACGAUAUAUUCUUAACCGUGGAUUCCUUAGCGUUUAUAUUUAAACGGGGAUAUUUUGCAGAUUAUUUUUGUGCGUUUAUUUUUAAGCGUAUAUUCUGGGAGAUAUAUUUUUAGCGUAUAAUCUGGGAGAUACGCGUUUAUUUUUGAAAUAUUAUUUCUAAUGGUUUCAAACGGGAUACACCCCCGGCCGCUACACACCAGACCGAAGCAACGACAUUCUGGGGCACUUAAAUGUUUGUGCAUAAUCAGUUUAACUAACUUGCAUACAUUCUCGUGUCUAAUUGUAGCUGCCUUGAACGCUGCACUUUUGAAACGAGUGCGUGAACGAGAUGCAGCACUAGCAUACAUGUAGCAAAGAAUGACUAGUCAACACCAGGCACAUGGUAUGACUUAUCUACAAGGACUGGAAAGGAAAAAAAAAAACGUUGUAAGUGUGCACAACAUUCCUCGCAAGUCUUGGCUGUUGACGUAGACUUAUGUCAUGUUUCCACGGCCAAAUCAGCUGCUGUCCUGCGAACCUGUGACAUGUGUAAAUUAUUGCGGUGCAACUCUCCAUGUGUACAGAAUUGAAUGGAUAGAUCAAAUAAAGCUCUUCAUGAACAAGA
Molecule: messenger RNA, 7224 nt
Organism: Ornithodoros turicata
Lineage: Eukaryota; Metazoa; Arthropoda; Arachnida; Ixodida; Argasidae
Gene: aux
Product: cyclin-G-associated kinase-like
Exons: 26
Coding region: 267-4097 (1276 amino acids)
Biological process (GO): protein phosphorylation; positive regulation of Notch signaling pathway; regulation of clathrin-dependent endocytosis
Cellular component (GO): cytoplasm
Molecular function (GO): AP-2 adaptor complex binding; protein serine/threonine kinase activity; ATP binding
Source: RefSeq, a predicted model, not a curated record